This is a messenger RNA of Triplophysa dalaica, 2016 nucleotides long. It is a transcript of the gene cbx2, whose product is annotated as chromobox homolog 2 (Drosophila Pc class). The record is from RefSeq and is a predicted model, not a curated record. Gene Ontology annotation, cellular component: heterochromatin; PRC1 complex. Lineage: Eukaryota; Metazoa; Chordata; Actinopteri; Cypriniformes; Nemacheilidae. The transcript is spliced from 5 exons. Gene Ontology annotation, biological process: negative regulation of transcription by RNA polymerase II. Bases 64 to 1560 code for a protein of 498 amino acids.
UCCGCCCCGUCUCUUCUGUUGUGUGUGUGUGUUUGUGUGUGUACUCUCUCUCUCGGCUCAGUCAUGGAGGAGUUGAGCGCGGUGGGUGAACAGGUUUUUGAUGCCGAGUGUAUCCUCAACAAACGCGUGAAGAAGGGCAAACUGGAGUAUCUGGUGAAGUGGAGGGGAUGGUCGUCCAAGCAUAACAGUUGGGAACCUCAGGAAAACCUUCUUGACCCGAGACUAUUGGCUGCGUUUAACAAGAGGGAGCAGGAGAUAGACAUCUUGAUCACAAAAAGAGGAAAGAGGCCUCGUGGGCGACCCAGAAAAAUAUUGGAAGCCAUUCCAUCAGAGUCAAAAUCCAGCAGUUCUUCAUCUUCAUCCUCUGGUUCAUCUUCCUCAUCCUCGUCCUCAUCGUCAUCAUCAUCCUCGGAAGAUGACGAAGAUGACCUUGACAGGAGCCCGAAGCCCAGUCCUCGACCACGAGAGCUUCACCCCGUCCCUCAGAAGAAAGCACAGAUCGUUUUGGCCAAGCCAGAGCCUCCUAAGAAGCGAGGGAGGAGGCCGUUGCCUCCGGAACUGAAGGCGCUGCGACAGGCCAAAGGUCAGCGAAAGUUUUUCAAAGCCACGCCGAAAGACUUCCGCAACAUUAAGAAACCGCUCAUGCCCGCUAGCUUUACCUUCACCGGGUUGAACAGAGGAUCUUUUACGCACAGUCCAUCUGGGAAGAGUUCGCUAAGUUCAGCUGGGCGCUCUGGCGGAUCCGCGUCCUCGCCGCUAAGCCGCCCACCGCAAAGCAAACCCGCUUCUGAUUUUACACUCUCAGUGUCGGAUAUGAGCAGCUGUGGGGCUGAUUCAAAAACACCAUCGUGCAAGUCUCCAGGAGUGGCUGCUUUAAAUGUUCACAACAUGACAAACGGGAGCAUCGGACAAACGCAGUCGGCGAAACAUGAAAGUUCUGAUCAGAGAGCAGCUCUCCCGAAAUCACCCUCAAACUCCUUUUCAUCUCUGAAAACUCCCUCCAGCCUUCAGGCACUCAAUCUGCAGAGCGUCAACAAGACCCCUCCUGCUAACGACAGUACUCAUCCAAAAAGUGCCCCUAGCCCGGCCAGAAAGAGUAGUUCGGGAUUUAACACGAGGCAAGAGCCGAGUCCUGCACCCAACAACAUCCCAACUAAAUACACACCCAACCAACCAAUCAUGAAGAGUCCAAAGCGGGACCGAUCCAAACCGGAAGAAGCCAGGGAUUUAACCGAGAGAUUUGGAAAGAAGAGUCAAGGCGACGUGGCCGUUCAGACUCCAACGUCAGAGACGCGAGAUUCCCAAGACAAACAAGUUGGAAAACAAGUCAAGACCUUGAGCGAGCUCAGCACCGGAGAGGAGGGCAGUAGCUCGGAUUCUGACCACGAUUCCUCGUUUCCCAAUAACAACCAAGAGCUGUCCAUCUCAGGUCAGGACUGGAAGCCGACGCGCAACCUGAUCGAGCACGUGUUUGUCACGGAUGUGACCGCGAACCUCGUGACGGUAACGGUGAAGGAGUCGCCCACCAGCGUGGGAUUCUUCAGCAUCCGUAAUUUCUGAACGCCGACCGGAAGUUUGAGAGAGACUGAAGUUUUGAAGGAAUUCAAGCUGUUGUUCUGUGAUUUUAUCCUCACGUUUUUACUCUAAGCUGAAGUUUUGAACAACACAAAGGCGGUGAUCGUUCUGAGAUGUGUAUAAUCUCAGCUGGUGCUUAGCAAAAACACGGUCUGUUACAGGUUCCUGUUCUGGUUUUAAAAGAGAUUUUCUCAUGUUGUUUUACUGCUGGGAUGUAUGGGUUUCUAGUUCUCAUCAUGUCGAUUCUGAGUAUUCAAUGCAGAAGGUUUUAACGGUGCCUGUUUUCUGAUAUCAAACGUAACUCGUGAAUGUCUUUGGCAUCUUUUUGAUACAGUUCUUCCGAACAGAUUUCUCUUUAUUUAUUAUCUCUUGCUGGAUUUUUUUUGUUUUUAGGUCAUAUGCUGUAACACACAGUAAAGAUUCAGUUUUGUAAAAAAUGCA